AUGCCUCGACGGUCCGAGGAACUCCAGCAGGUGAUUAAGGAGGUGACGUCACAGCUUGGGGAAGACGAAGAGGGAGGGGAUCGUGUCGCGCGAAGUGCGGAUAGCGACAAAGAGGCCCGCGGAGGGGGACGAGAGGAGGGGAAUGACGGGGGAAGCGCGGAAGCAAACGCGGAAGCAAACGCGGAGAUGAAUGCGGAAAGGGAUGAUGAAGAGACUCCUUCACGAGCGAGAGAAAGCGCGGCGGAGGAAGGGGAAGGCGGAGGGGAAUCUGCGGAGGGCGCGGAACGCGCGGAAGGCGGAGAGUUGGCGGGCGACGCGGAGGAUAAGCGAGAGAAGCGCGGAGAGGAGGAGGAAGAGAAGGCUGAGGCUGGGGAAGAGAAGCGCGAAAAUGUAGUUCCCCCCGCGGAUGACGACGAAGUGGCGGAGCGGAAGGCGGAAAAGGCGGACGCGGCUGAAGAUGAUGCCGGCGAGGGGGAGGGUGGGGGGAAGGCGGAUAUGCAGAGGAAGGAGAGGAGUGAGGAUGGUGACGAGGGAGAGGCGGAAACAGAGGGGGACGGUGAAGGGGACGGCGAGGGGCGGCGUGUGAGGAAGGAAACUCCGGAGAUUCCGGAGGCAGACGAUGGCCCGCGCGCGGAAAAGGAGGAGGAUGACGCGGAAGGAGGCGAUGAUGACGUGUCGAAGCGGACGCGCGGAAAGGGAAGGGAGCGGGGGGAGGAAGAGGGUGAAGAUUUGCUUGUGGAUUCUGCGGGGAAGCGGGGGACUAGGGGGGGAGAUGCGGAAGAAGGGGGAGAUAUCGACGUGGGGGAGGAGGAGGGAAAGAGGGGAAAGCGUGGUGGUGGGGACGAGGAGGAUGAGAGUGGAGUGAGGGAGAAGGGAGCGAGGAAGGAGGAAGGAGAGGAGGAGGACGGAGAAGGGAGGGAGAAGGGAGGGGAGAAGGAGGAAGAGAUUGGGGAGGAGGGUGAGGGGGGCAAGAGGAGGAGCACCGAGGAUGAUGAGGGGAGGAAAGGGAGUGAGGAGGGAGACGAGGAGGAUCGACCGCGCGCGAAGGCAGCAGGUGAUGACGAGAGGGAGGAGGGCGAAGAGGGGAUUAGGGUGCGAGAGAAGAAGAUCGAGGAGGAGGGAGAGGGAGAGGGUGAGGGAGAGGGAGAGAGGGAGGGAGGUGAUGAGGGGGAAAUGGGGGUGAGGAAGAAGGGGAAGGGGAAGGAUAAGAAGAAAAAGAGCAAGAAGGAGAAGAGGAAGAAGAAGAAGGGGAGGAAGGAGAGGCUUGUGGAGGGUGGGGAGGAGCUGGGGGAGAAGGAGAAGAUAGAGGGGAAGAGUGAGGAGGAGGGUGGUGGUGGGAGCGGUGGGGUGGAUGAGGCGAAUGACAUGGAGAAAUCGGAGGAGAUAGAUGAUGAGAAUCAGGUGCAGCGAGAAGAACGGGCAGAAGCAGCGGAGCUAGAUGGAAAGUUUGAUGCAGCUGACGCAGCCAACACAGCCGAUGCAGGCGGGGCAGGUGGGGCAGGAGAAGCAGGAGCAGCAGGAACAGCAGGAGCAGCAGGGAUGGAGGAGGAAAUGGCAGGAGCUGCAGUGACGCCGGGACAAGACGAGAUGAUUCCCGGAUCAGGUGUGACUGACCGCACCAGCACCGCCAGUGGGGCUGGUACAGUUGGAGGUUCGGAAGGAGGCUCGGAGCCGAUUACAGGCGCGGGGGUGGGUGGCGAUGUGUUCGGGCGGGCGGGGGAAGGGGGGAGCGCAGGUUCGGGGGAAGGGGGGAGCAUGGGCGCGGGGGAAGGCGGCAUGGGCGCGGGGGAAGGGGGGAACAUAGUCGUGCGCGACGGGGGGGGCAUGGGUGCGGUGGUGAGUGAGGAGGAAAUGGAGAUAUUGAAGCACCUGCAGGAGGAUGUGGCGGUGAGAAUGAGUGAGGAGGAGCAGAUGGAGCUGGAGGCAGGCGCUGUGGCGGAUGCUGAUGCCCACUCGUCGUACAUGCAGGAGGUCAUGGGUAUCAGGCGCAACUUCAAACCGACCCUUAUGGGCAUGAAGGACAAGGCGAGCAAGCACGUGCUGCCACACAUAUCCCAGAUCGCCCGCACGUCCCGCCUGGCCUUCCUCAAGACCAGCUCGCACCUCACCUCACAGAUCACGCCCUACUUCGGCUCCUCAUCCCCGCUCCUCGCCACUCUCCUCUCCUACCUCCUCCUCCUCCUCCCCCUCGCGCUCGUCAUCGGUCUCUUCGUGCGCAUGCGAGCGGCCCUCUCUCUCCGCCGCAUCGUGCACCUGGCGAACCUCUACCUGUUCCUCUACUGCUUUGUACUCCUUGUGGCGUGCUUCGUUAUAAGCGCGGAGCCGAUGGCGAGUCUGAAGAAGGUCGCGGAGCAUAACUACUUUGUGCUGCAGCUGCUGCAGGGAGCGGGCUAUCUGUGCUACCUCGCCCUCCAGGGCCUGUCUCUCUGUGUGACGAUCCGCUCGUCCGAGAGAGGGCAGGGCAAGUUCAUUCGCCUGCGCGCUGUGUUGCAGCUGCUGGUGGCGCUGGGGGUGGGGCUGCACGCCUACAUCACUAUCUUUGAACGUGCCAUGCUCGACCUGCCCCCCAAUGCCUCUGCUGGCGCGUAUGCGAUUUAUGCUGCGUGCUUCUUCUUCCUUGUGCUUAUAUCGAGGGGCCCCAAGCGGCACGAGGAUAAGGACAAGUAG
Messenger RNA from Closterium sp. Naga37s-1, 2667 nucleotides. Lineage: Eukaryota; Viridiplantae; Streptophyta; Zygnematophyceae; Desmidiales; Closteriaceae. The record is from the annotation of a GenBank genome assembly.